Messenger RNA from Megalops cyprinoides (Indo-Pacific tarpon), 1852 nucleotides. RefSeq names its product reticulon 4 interacting protein 1 (gene rtn4ip1). The record is from RefSeq and is a predicted model, not a curated record. NCBI's taxonomy places the organism in Eukaryota, Metazoa, Chordata, Actinopteri, Elopiformes, Megalopidae. Gene Ontology annotation, cellular component: mitochondrion. The transcript has 9 exons. Bases 368 to 1597 code for a protein of 409 amino acids. Gene Ontology annotation, molecular function: oxidoreductase activity.
GUAUGCGACAGGAGAAGUCGGUGGGAGAAUUCGGAGUUCGUUGCAUGUUGCAGGAGUACAAAAUGAACUUACCAAUAAGUAGUAUUUGUGUCAGUAUUUAACAUACCGAACGACUGUCAAGCCGGAUAGCUAAAGAAGAAACGUUCACCUUAACACAUUGUUGCUGCAACUAUAGUCACGCUGUCUAUGCUAGCUAGGGUAUUAGCUAACGUAUAGACAUUACCAGCUACACGUUACCAAGGAGGUUACACAAAUCUCCUUGAACUGACUUUACAAUGUGCAUUUCAUUGCAAGUUGAUCCUUUGCUGUUUGUGCAGAUUUGAUCACCAUAUUUGUAGCUAAUAACGCUUGCUAGAUAACAUCGAAAAUGAUUCGUAAAGUUGGGAUAGUGGCGUGUAGUCGGUGGUUAUGUACCUCACAUAGUAAAUCCGUGCUCAUGAGACUACCAGUUUCUGGAGUGGCAGGACAUGGCAGCUACCUCAGAAUGCUCAGUACGUCUCCUACACGCCAGACAGUCAUGCCUGCCUGGGUAAUCGAUAAAUACGGUAGCAACGACGUCCUUAGGUUCACCAAAAAUGCCAGUUUCCCGAUGAUCAUGUAUCCGAACGAGGUCAUUGUCAAAGUUCAUGCAGCAGGUCUGAACCCCAUUGACCUGAGCAUGAGAGGUGGGUACGGAGCCGCCACACUUUCUGUGAAGCGUGACCCCCUGAACAUAAUGCAGACGGGCAGUGAAUUCCCCCUGAUCCUGGGCCGGGAUGUGUCAGGGGUCAUUAUGGAAUGUGGCCUAGAUGUAGGCUGUUUCAAACCAGGAGAUGAGGUGUGGGCGGCCAUUCCUCCAUGGAAGCAGGGCAGCCUGGCAGAAUUUGUGGUGGUCAGCGGAAAUGAGGUGUCACACAAACCGAAAUCACUGAGUCACACCGAGGCGGCGGUUAUUCCCUAUGUGGCCGCAACAGCCUGGUCAGCCCUGGUCAACACAGGUGGACUCAACAAGGACAACUGCGCAAAGAAACGCAUUCUGAUCAUCGGCGCCUCAGGUGGAGUUGGAACCUUUGCUAUCCAGAUGGUGAAGGCCUGGGGUGGCCAUGUGACCGCAACAUGCUCCCAGAACGCUGAGGGGCUGGUGAGGGGUUUGGGUGCCGAUCAUGUGGUUGACUACACAACGGGGGAUGUAGCGGCUCAGCUGAAGGCUCUAGAAAAGUUCGAUCUGAUCCUUGACAAUGUGGGCGGGGACACAGAGAAGUGGGCGCUGGGGUUACUGAAGCCCUGGUCCGGAGCCAAAUAUGUCACGCUGGUGACGCCCUUCCUGCUGAACACGGACACGCUGGGCGUUGCGGAUGGAAUGCUGCAGACGGGGGUCACCAUCGCCAGCAAGGCGCUUAAGCACCUGUGUAAGGGGGUUCACUAUCGCUGGGGGUUCUUCGCCCCGAGUGGUGUGGCACUGGAUGAGGUUUGUGAGAUGGUGGAUGCUGGACAGAUCCGCCCUGUGGUGGAAGAGCAGUUCACUUUUGCUCAGGUGCCUCAGGCCUUCCUGAAGCUGGAGAAGGGCCACGCCCGUGGGAAGACUGUAGUAAACAUCGUUAGUGGGGACACUGAGUGAUCACGGCUACUAGGAAACUGGGGAUGGAGCAAUAAAUCGUACCAAGUGAGAAGCCUAAAGUGGGGGACCCCACGUCUGAAGUCGUCAUCACUGGGGGUCCUUGGCAACUGCCAGCUAACACGUGUCCUUUGACUUCUUUGGGUGGAUAGACUGAGUUAAGUUUGUAUAAUGGGUUUCUAUGCUUGUUACCGGCAUGUUCUCUGAUGCAGAGACGUGUGGUCCUUUUUUUUGGCUGUCACAGUAAAACAGACAUAC